This is a messenger RNA of Gorilla gorilla gorilla (western lowland gorilla), 567 nucleotides long. It is a transcript of the gene TMSB10, whose product is annotated as thymosin beta 10. NCBI's taxonomy places the organism in Eukaryota, Metazoa, Chordata, Mammalia, Primates, Hominidae. Gene Ontology annotation, biological process: actin filament organization; regulation of cell migration. Gene Ontology annotation, cellular component: cytoplasm. The coding region runs from base 186 to 320 and encodes 44 amino acids. The transcript is spliced from 3 exons. The record is from RefSeq and is a predicted model, not a curated record. Gene Ontology annotation, molecular function: actin monomer binding.
CCCGCGCUGCUCCCGCCCCUCGGGUGCCAGCACCGCCCCUGCUGCGGCGGGUGAGGGGCGGGGCGGGGCGCGGCGUAUAUAAGGCUAGGGGCGGGCGCCGCUCUUUUGUUUCUUGCUGCAGCAACGCGAGUGGGAGCACCAGGAUCUCGGGCUCGGAACGAGACUGCACGGAUUGUUUUAAGAAAAUGGCAGACAAACCAGACAUGGGGGAAAUCGCCAGCUUCGAUAAGGCCAAGCUGAAGAAAACGGAGACGCAGGAGAAGAACACCCUGCCGACCAAAGAGACCAUUGAGCAGGAGAAGCGGAGUGAAAUUUCCUAAGAUCCUGGAGGAUUUCCUAGCCCCGUCCUCUUCGAGACCCCAGUCGUGAUGUGGAGGAAGAGCCACCUGCAAGAUGGACACGAGCCACAAGCUGCACUGUGAACCUGGGCACUCCGCGCCGAUGCCACCGGCCUGUGGGUCUCUGAAGGGACCCCCCCCAAUCGGACUGCCAAAUUCUCCGGUUUGCCCCGGGAUAUUAUAGAAAAUUAUUUGUAUGAAUAAUGAAAAUAAAACACACCUCGUGGCA